Molecule: messenger RNA, 2716 nt
Organism: Balearica regulorum gibbericeps (East African grey crowned-crane)
Lineage: Eukaryota; Metazoa; Chordata; Aves; Gruiformes; Gruidae
Source: RefSeq, a predicted model, not a curated record
UGGGCUCUUUCUGUGCUUGCACAAGCUCAAAUAACAACACUUACUGGUGUUUGCGAACAGUUAAUGACACCCACAAUUUUCUCUUUUGUGAGUUUGCGACUGGCUUCUUGGAAUAUUUUGAUAUGAACACUGAUCCCUAUCAGCUGACAAAUACAGUACAUACAGUGGAAAGAGGCAUUUUGAAUCAGUUACACAUACAGCUAAUGGAACUGCGAAGCUGUCAAGGUUAUAAGCAGUGCAAUCCGAGACCAAAGGGACUUGAAACAGGAAAUAAAGAUGGAGGAAGCUAUGAUCCACACAGAGGACAGUUAUGGGAUGGAUGGGAAGGCUAACCUGCCCAGUUUCACUGGCGACAUCGACUGGCAAGGACUGGAAGACUUGUACAGUGUGAAUGAAAGUGUAUAUGAAUACAGAUACAACUAUAGACUUAGUCUGGCUGACUGGACUAAUUACUUGAAGGAUGUAGAUAGAAUGUUUGCACUGCUGAACAGUUACUACCAGCAAAAUAAAACGGACAAGGCUAACACUGCUCGAAGCAACAGGGACGGGGACGAAUCAUCCACGCCGUUUACCUUGGUGGAAAUGACUUCUGCUGAAGAAUCGAGCGGCUUGCCUGCAGAAGAGUUGCAGCUUAUCGUGCCAACGGACUUUGCAGCCCUCGCUUUGAGCACAGUGAAUUUAAGUCAGGAGAGGAAACUUGAAUUAAACAACGAUAUUCCUGAGAAAAGUAGUUUGAAUGACGCACACUGGAGAAAUAAUCAUCAAGCUGAAAAAUGGAUGGAGGAUAAAGAAUCGGACCGGUUUGAUAUGGAUUUCAGUGGAAAUGGUCUGAUAGAGUUAGAGUCCCGGCAUAGCUUCAUGCUACAACCCAUCAGCAUUCCUCAAAAGGACACUCAUCAGGACAGUGACGCUGUGGAAGAAAUAUUUGAAGAUCAAAUCUAUCUUCCCAUGAGGUCUGAUGAACCCCUUGUCCAUCAGGCUGUAAAUGUAUCCAUUAGGGAUUCAUCUAUCGGUACCCAGAAAACAGGACCUUUCUUAGAAAAAACGGAACAGAGUCUUGCAGGGGAAACUUCACAAAUCCUAAAUGUAGAGGGCAGUGCCUCAGCUCCACUCUCCUUGGAGUAGAUCAAGCUGUAAACCAUUAAAUAAGUUCCCCUUUUUCUUAUUAGCAAACUAAUAAAGGUAAUCAUAACAACUGACAUUCCAUGUUUAUUGUAGAUACAUCUUGCAGCUAAAUUGAGCCCAGUUCAGUAUUUGUCUGUGUGCAUUUUUUUUUUAUUCACACGCACAUAUUUUCACAGUAAUUCUCCCCACUGGGAAGCAAGAUUUCCAGUUUUUUAAUGAAAAGAAACAGUGUUAACUUUCAAAUGCAGUAGCACAUUCUCCAAAAGUUAAAAAUUAGUCCUUUGAAGAGGAUGUUUGAGUUACUUUCUCUAAUUCCAAAUGACUCCACCAUGAAUGAAUGUUUCAGUCCACCCAAUCUGUCUGCAUAAUGUCUUUUUCAUAAAUUAUUUUAACCACUGGAAGUUCCUAAUGUCACGCUUUUAAGUAAAAUGCACUUUGAAUAUCUGUAUGCCAUACCAUUUACGAAUCCCAUACCUUACGUGUUCUUGGUUUGCUCAUUGUCUCAUGUAAUUGUGAAACCAAUAAAUAGAUUGACAGGAAAGAGGUAAACAGCAUGGACUGUGGAAACAGACUCCUUGAAUAUUAUUUUAGCAAAAAUAUUGCAUGUUUUUGUUAUUUUGAUUUAAUUAAGUUUACUCUCAGAAAGGUAUGGCUAAUGAUUGUUAACUGUAGGAGGAUUUGUUUAUAUUGGAUUGUUUCCCUGUAUGUUGAUGUUGUCAGUAUUAAAAAUCCAUGAGGUUUUUUGACUUUUUUUUUUUUUCCUGAUACUGGUAGAAAGGUUUACAUCAAUACGUAUAUGCUUUUGUCAUCACAUCUGAUUUUUAUUAUCCUGAGCAAUAUCUUGAAAGCAUUAUUAUCAUUUUGAGACUUAAAUUCUUUUUGUUUUGAACAGGCAUUAAAGGGAAUGAUAAAAUCAUGUUAGAUUUACAUUAUUUUAGAUACAAAAGGCACAUGAGGUAAAAAAUAGUAGUUUAGAUAAUGUUGUAUUCUAAAUUUUUCUUGAACUUUACCAAACAUUAAAUUUUAUAAAGUAUAAUACAAAAAUGACUUUGAAAAUCUGUAUUACUCGAAACUUAAUAUCUUCCCUUGCUUUUUUAUAAAUUUCUAAAUAAUUAGCACAACAACAACAAAAGAGAAUUACCUCAAACAGAUGUAAUUCCAGUGUCCAGUUCACAGGUGUGUUUCCUAUCUGUUACAUGUUAUUUAGUGUAGUGAGUAUUUUCUGGCUAUUGCAAGCACUGCAGGUUAAACUUACAUUCAUUGCAUUGUAUUUUAAGUUGAAACUUUUUUAAAAGGAAAUUCUUUUAGUAGGAUUUUAAUAAUUUUAAGAAGCAGUCUUUCUGAUGGACUCUGUACAUAUGUUAAAAUUACUAGCUCCUUAUCUGAUGUAUGUGUCAUGGGCUGAUUGAUAGAAAAACGUAUUUAUGGUCAUGAAUGAUGCUCUUUGUACAUAGGUUUUAAGUUACUAGGAUACAGACUGUGUUUUUAAAUCUUGUAUAAUAUUUCUGUGAUACUUUUAUAGAACAAUUCUGGCUUCGGGAAAGUCUAGAAGCACUAUUUCUUGAAAUAAAAAGUGUUUUACUUUACCUGC